This is a messenger RNA of Ochotona curzoniae (black-lipped pika), 3189 nucleotides long. It is a transcript of the gene PRR36, whose product is annotated as proline rich 36. The coding region runs from base 1 to 3189 and encodes 1062 amino acids. The record is from RefSeq and is a predicted model, not a curated record. The transcript is spliced from 7 exons. NCBI's taxonomy places the organism in Eukaryota, Metazoa, Chordata, Mammalia, Lagomorpha, Ochotonidae.
AUGGAUAAGAGAGACAAGACCAAGGCGGGGGCUGGGGCUGGGGCUGGGGCGGCGACGACGACGCGGACCCCGGCCUCGCGCCCUCCCGGCCUUCCCAGCCUUCCCAGCCCCAAGCCCCCGGGCUCUCCUCGGCCCCCGCCCCCGGUCACGGCAGCGGCUCUCCGGCUGCUGGGGGCUGCUGCCGGGCGAAGGCCCCUAGGGGAGCGGGCAGGGGGCAGCAGGGGCUCGCCGGCGCUGCCAGAGGCGGCGGCUGGGGCUUCGGGAGCAGCGGCAGCCAGGCGGAGUGCAGGGGCAGGUCCCCGGAGCCCAGCCUCCAGGCCCCCAGCAGUGGGGAGAGGGGAGCGGCCCCCUGCCAGGACCCCCGGCCAGGGUUCCACUUCUAGCCCAGGGCGAAAAUGUCUGUCCGUCUGCAGGCCCGGCCCUCUGGGCCAGAAGGGCUUGCGCCCCUCCACCGAGGAACUGGUAGCCAGAAGGAAACCUGCGGAACCCCCCAAGAGGAACAGUCUGAACUCGGGGCCUCGGAGAGACCCUGCAGGGCCCACCCCGGCCGCCCCCUCCCCGGCCACAGCCCGACGUGUCCGGCCUGCGGGGGCCGAGAUGGGGCUCCCCCGGCCAGCGCCCAGCGCCCGGCCGCAGCCCCCCGCCGACGUGCCCAGGAAAGCAGUGGGCAGUGCGGCCGAGCGCAGCGCUUCGGAGCCCAGCCCCGCGGCCAGGAGGCGUCCGGUGGGCAGCGGGGGGCUCCAGAGGCCGGCCUCGCGCCCCCUGGGCUCUGCGACCACCGCUCUGCCCUCCCCUGCACGCUCAGCCCGCGGCGCAGCACGGCCCCCCACGCAGCAGCCCCCCAAGUCCAGAGGGUCCCAGGGCUCUUCCUGGGGGAUCCCCUCUCUGCAGGCCACACCCCUCGUGCAGGCCACACCCACUCUGACCACUACCCUCCUGCAGGCCACACCUCCGACCACGCCUACCACCCAGGCACCACCUGCUCUGACCACGCCCCUAACAGAGGUCACACCUCUGACCAUGCCCACCACCAAGACCCAACCUCUGACCACACCCCUUGUGGAGGCCACACCUCCGACCACACCCACCACCAAGACCCAACCUCUGACCACACCCCUCGUGGAGGCCAUGCAUCUGACCACGCCCACCACCAAGACCCAACCUCUGACCACACCCCUCGUGGGGGCCACACCUCUGACCACGCCCACCACCCAGGCACCACCUGCUCUGACCACGCCCCUAACAGAGGCCACGCCUCUGACUACACCCCUCACCGACGCCACACCUCUGGCCACACCCCACACAGAGGCCACACCUCUGACCACGCCCACCACCCUGGCCCCACCUGCUCCGGCUUCACCUCCAUUGCAGGCUGCUCCCUCUGCAGCCUCCUCCCCUUCCAAGGGGUCAGGCUCUCUGCAGGCCACGCCUUCCCCGCUGACCACACCCACGCUGCAAUCCCAGUUUCUGACCACGCCCAGUCUGCAAUCCCCGCCUCUGACCACGCCCAGUCUGCAAUCCCCGCCUCUGACCAUGCUCAUGCUGCAAUCCCCGCCUCUGACCACACCCAUGCUGCAAUCCCAGUCUCUGACCACGCCCAGUCUGCAAUCUCCGCCUCUAACCACGCCCAGUCUGCAAUCCCCGCCUCUGACCACGUCCAGUCUGCAAUCCCCGCCUCUGACCACACCCAGUCUGCAAUCCCCGCCUCUGACCACGCCCAGUCUGCAAUCCCCGCCUCUGACCACGCCCAGUCUGCAAUCCCCGCCUCUGACCACACCCAGUCCACAGUCCCCACCUCUGGCCACGCCCAGUCUGCAAUCCCCGCCUCUGGCCUCGGUCUGCCCCGCUGCACACCCUCCUGCCCCGCCCUCCCUGCAGGACCUCCCACCUGCUGACUCCGCCUCCCAUGCUCCUGUGACCACGCCCCCAGCACCCCUGCCUGAGGCCUCCUCCGCCCUGGUGACUGCUGCUCUGCAGGACACGCCCUCCAGCAUAGCCACGCCCCCUCCGGCAGGACCUUCCCUGGGCCCGCCCCCACCUCUCACCACGCCCCUCAUCCAGGCCCUGCCUUCAUCUCUGACCACGCCCCUCGCCCAGGCCCCGCCUUCCCCAGCUCCACCUCUGACCACACCUCUGGUCGAGGCCCCGCCUUCCCCAGCUCCAGUUCUGACCACGCCUCUGGUCGAGGCCCGGCCUUCCCCAGCUCCACCUCUGACCACACCUCUGGUCGAGGCCCGGCCUUCCCCAGCUCCACCUCUGACCACACCUCUGGUCGAGGCCCCGCCUUCCCCAGUUCCAGUUCUGACCACGUCUCUGGUCGAGGCCCCGCCUUCCCCAGCUCCAGUUCUGACCACGCCUCUGGUCGAGGCCCCGCCUUCCCCAGCCCCGCCCCCCGCCGAGGCCCCGCCCCCGCGCCGCCCGCCCACCCCGGGCCCCGACCCCGCGGCCUCGUCGUCGCGGCUGAGCCUGGCCCUGGCCCCCGCGCCGCCCGCGCCGCCCUCGCGCAGCCCGUCCAGCACGCUGAGCGGCCCCGACCUGGCCGGGCACAGCAGCAGCGCCACCAGCACGCCCGAGGAGCUGCGCGGCUACGACAGCGGGCCCGAGGGCGCCGCCGCCUCCCCGCCCGCCGACGCCGAGCUCGCCGCCUGCCACCCGGCCGCCUGGAGCCGCGGGCCGCCGCGGGGCGCGCCAGGAGCGUUGCUGUCGUGGCCUCCGGUGGCCGGUCCGGGCUCCGCCGACGGACUGUGCACCAUCUACGAGGCCGACGGGCCCGAGGCCGCGACCCCCGGCCCUGGCGCCCCGGAUGAGGACCCUGCGCCCAGCGUGGGGGACGGCAAGGCGGCGUCCGGGGCUUCGGAGGCCGAGGGCCAGCCGGGGUCCCCUGCGCCGCGCAGCCCCAAGGCCACGGCGCGCCUGGGCGAGCUGCAGCUCGGGGCGCUGCAGGCCAGCGUGGUGCAGCACCUGCUGAGCCGCACGCUGCUGCUGGCCGCGGCCGAGGGCGGCGCGGGGCCCGGCGCAGGAGGGGCACGGACUGCGCUCAGCGACGCCGAGCUGGGCCGCUGGGCAGAGCUGCUGUCCCCGCUGGACGAGUCCCGGGCGAGCAUCACCUCCGUCACCAGCUUCUCUCCGGACGACGUGGCCUCGCCGCAGGGGGACUGGACCGUGGUGGAGGUGGAGACCUUCCACUGA